Messenger RNA from Morone saxatilis (striped sea-bass), 3111 nucleotides. RefSeq names its product homeobox protein Dlx4a-like. NCBI's taxonomy places the organism in Eukaryota, Metazoa, Chordata, Actinopteri, Moronidae. Gene Ontology annotation, molecular function: RNA polymerase II cis-regulatory region sequence-specific DNA binding; DNA-binding transcription factor activity, RNA polymerase II-specific. The record is from RefSeq and is a predicted model, not a curated record. The transcript has 3 exons. Bases 514 to 1281 code for a protein of 255 amino acids. Gene Ontology annotation, biological process: embryo development; negative regulation of transcription by RNA polymerase II; cell differentiation.
UCUCACACACACACACAGUCCUCUCUGCUCCUGCCAAGCGCCUCUUCACAACACGGGAGGGAACAAGCUCCGGACUGCUUAUUUUGGACGAAGAGAAGAAGGAAAAUAACCCCACUGGAAGGAUAGUAAAUCUUUUUUACGGACUUUUCGUCAGGAGUUGUUGCGGUGUUUUCUCACACAGUGCCGUCCUGGCUGCACGUUGUCAUGCGUCCUGUCCGCGUCAAUGGUGUUCAACACUGAGCGUCGCGUUUGUGGACCCUUCAGCCGGGAUGUAGCGGAGGACAAACCCACAUAAACCCGCGUCCUAUCGCCCUUUCUCUCAGCAGGAAUACAGUGACAGUUAUCGAAGCUCAAGUCCAUUUCCAACGGCUGCUGUCGGUUUAUGGAAAGUGAAACUCUUCUCUGAAAGUCUGCUGACUUUAACAUUGAUGGUGGGUUGUCUUAUGAUGACCCCCGCCUGGAGGUCAUAGCUGACCCCUCUUAUUUCCCGCUACAUCACUGCCCCUCACCCCAAUGAUGACUAUGAGCUCUAUAUCGGACACUUUAGUCCCGCCCGAUCCGUCCAAGUCGGCGUUUUUGGAGUUCGGCGGCCACGGUUACCCCGGACACCAGCAGCCCUCCCCCGGCCUGUCCCACAACCAUUACCCGGUGCACGGUCUGCACGCCGUCGGGCCCUCGCAGCACGACGGGCCCUUCUCCUCCGGGGCGUCCUCGUACGGUCGCCCGCUGGGAUACCCGCCCUAUCACAGCCCCGUGAGCGCGCACCACCCCGGGGCCUACCUGCCCUAUCAGCACGGGGGUCACGGCGGCGCGCUUGGACACACCAGACUGGAGGAUGCGGAACACGAGAAGCCCACGGCAGUGAUAGAGAACGGGGAGGUGAGACUGAACGGGAAGGGAAAGAAGAUCCGGAAGCCUCGGACCAUUUACUCCAGCCUGCAGCUUCAGGCGCUUAACCAGCGCUUCCAGCAGACCCAGUAUCUUGCCCUGCCCGAGAGGGCCGACCUGGCGGCCAAACUGGGCCUGACGCAGACCCAGGUGAAAAUAUGGUUCCAAAACAAACGAUCCAAAUACAAGAAGAUCAUGAAGAACGGGCCCUGUGGACCUGAGGGAGACCACCUCGCGCCCCCACCGCCAUCCUCCUCCUCUCCGUGCUCCCUGUGGGACAUCAGCAUGGCCGCCAAAGGCGCACCAGUGCACUCUGGCGGAUACAUGAACAAUUUUGCUCACUGGUACCCCGGACAUCAGCAGGACUCCAUGCCGAGGACUCAGAUGAUGUGACAGACGGGAGGACACAACACUUCCAGGAAAAACUAUGGAUUUAUUACCAGCAAGCUGACUGGAGCUGUUAGGGAAAUGGACAUUGGAACGAGUCUGAGCUGCUCUGGAGGCAAAAAUAAUAUAACUGGCAGAGAUCAACAGUGAGCAAAUAUGUGGCUUAAGGCUGAAAAGACAAGGGGAAAGCUAAAGAAUAUCAAAUUCUUACAGAGUAUAGACAACUAAGAUAAUUAAGCAUUUUAAACAAAUUAUUACUUUGAAUUUACUUUGAUUUUAGUACAAAAUAUGUCAUCAGGACUGUCACCAUAGAACUGGGAUAGACCUGUCUACACGAUAGCACCAUUGCAACCGUAGCAUUAUAAAUAAACCAGUGAGACUGCUAAUGAGAUUCCAACUAGCUGUUCCCACAAAAACAAAAUUAGCUUGUUACUAGCUGUGAGUUUACAUCUUGAUAAGAAAUAAAAAAAAUAGUUUUCUCGAUGGCAGUAUGACAAGAGUUAGCAUAGUUAGCCUAACAGGCUAUGCAAGGCUAAGCCAUGCUAGUCUUUGCUAUGCUAGGUUUUAUUUUUUUAUUUGUAGACUAUUUUUUCACUGUUUUACUGGUCAUUUUGCCAGUUAGCUAAUAAUGUUUUUUAUAUAUUUGACUUCACCUAUAAAGAUUUAAAGUGAGGUUGUGCUAAACUUUUGCUAAACACCAGCCUUAGCCAUAAGUCACAGGAUAAUGAUAAAUCAGAGUUAGAGUAAGGCAGUCAGCAAACAGACUCCAUAAUGUCCUUUGCACAGCAAUAUCUAUUCUGUCUAUCUAUUUGUGUCUCCAGAGGAGCUCUGCCUGCCAAGACAUUUUUUUAUAAAGCUACAACUCAAAACUAAUGCCAGCCCUGCACCUCUGUUUCUGGACAUUUCAGGGUUUUUUUCUUGCCUUUUAGUGGGUUAUGGUGGGGUGGGUACACGUGUAAAAACAAGGGUUGUUCAGGGUUUCUUCAUGGUUGUUCUUUAUGGAACUGUACUGAUAAAAAGGACAAAACCAGAGUUUGCUUAUCUUAAAAAACAGAUCAAAUUAAAGAACUAAAGAAAGUUUCUUUGAUUCUGACCAUAGUGUGUAUUUUAUCAAUUUUGACAUGGUGUAACUCUAUAAAGGCUUUGUGUAGCAUAUAGACCUUUAAAGAGCCUUUAUUAAACAGAGGCGCUGAUAAGGUAUAUGAACAAGCAGCCAUUUUUAUUAUACUUAUAAUCCCCUUUUUUAAGUAUGAGUAUAAAGAAAAUAGUCACAGAAUGGACACAGCUACUUUAUUGUCAAAUUUUAUUUAUAUUUAUCAUAAUAAUAAAAGCUCUCAAAUUUAAGCUUCAGUUUAAAGAUGAAGCCAAAAUGAAAAUGCCAGAAAUGUAUUGGAAAGUCACAUGUAUAAAACAAAUUACACCAGGUCAUUCAAGACUAAUGUGCUGAUUUUGUCACGCUCAUAAUUGAUUCCACUGACCAAAUUUAAAUAAUUAGGCCUACCACUCCAGCUAGUCAUUGUUCAGUUUUGUCGGAUUUUAGUCUUUGGCGGUAAUGAGCUGCCAGAUGUAGAGACUUUGCCAUGCUACAUAACAGGGUUUCAUUAAUUGCGGUUCUUCACUUCUGAUUGUGAACAACAUUUCACUUUUAUUUUCUUUUUAUUCUCUGGUGGAUUUUAGUGAUGGUUGCUGUCAGUUUCACUUUGUUUUUCUGCUCCCCUCUUGAGAACUUCUGAAGUGGGAAACUCCUCAUGACCUGCAGUUUAUAGUCAUAUAUAUAAGCCGUGUUCCGUUGACUGGAAUUUAUUCAACAACCUCUUCAAAUACUGAAUUUAUAUU